GAGACAAGAUGUUAGACUAAAGGAACUAAAAGAAAAGGAUCAAGAGUCACUGCAACAUACAGAGGUUAUUUCUUAUAAUAUACUUAAAGAAGCUGAAUGUAGACUAAGUGAUGCUAUCAGUAGCAAAGAGAAGGAAACAAUUGAAUUAAAGCAAGAUCUAUCAGUGAUGGCAUUACUUGAGGAAGAGUCAUUGUCUGUUCAAAGUGAUACUGAAUCAAUUAAAGAAGUUAAAAAAGAACAAUUUGAUAAAGAAUUGACUGUAUUAAGCUCUCAGUUUAAUGAGAUUGAAGAAGAAAACAAAGAGAUGUCCAACAAAUUAUCAAAAAUGAAGGUUGAUUAUUUGAGAUCACUUUCUAGUAAUCCUGAUUCAGCUGCUAGCAAAGUGAGAAGAGGAAUGUCUCUUGAAAUUGAUGACUGCAAAUGCUGUCUUGAAGCAAUGACAAGACCAGACUAUCAGCCAUUAGUAGAUAAUAAAAGAAUAAUAGAGAAAUUACAAGAAAAAAUAACAUUAAUGAAUAUGGAACUAAUUACUGCAAAGAAGCACAAUAAAAAGAUCAUGAAAGAGAUUGAAGAUUUUGACGAUGAUGAGUCUGAAGUUGAAGAUGACGAUUCUGAAGUUGAAGAGAUUGAGUAUGAUAGUCUAAGUGAUGAAGAGGAUCAAAUGUGUACAUUCUUAUUAUAUUGUAAUCAUCCUGUUACUGGUCAAUUAACUAGUAAAUCGUUUCAAGUACAUAAAGAUGAAUUACUACCCACAGUACUGGAUACAGCUUAUGAGUUAAUGGAAUUAGCUCCUCAUAUUCCUAUUGAGAGAUGUUGUUUAGUUAAAUAUAAUUUUAUUAAGGAUGUAAUGGAACAGUCCUUUGAUCUUGAUAAGUUUCAGGAUCAAACUAUAGGAAAGCUUAUGGGUGUGGCUGGAUAUUGUGGAUUAUUCCUAGAAACUUGUAGAGAUAUUGAGACCUUUAAGAAAUACAAUAUUGGAGGUAUUAAUCUAGAGAUAUCAGUGGUUGAUCUGUCAACUGGUGAAGUAGGACCAGCUAAACCAAUGAGAGGUGAUGGAGGUUGGACUGUUGGAGAAUUAAAACAACAUAUAGGAGAAUCAUUUAAUCUCAUUUCAUCAUCUAUGAGAUUACUAAUACUUGAUAGAACUCCCUCAGCCUGUGAUGUUAUACAUUUAGAAGAUGUUAAAAGUUCUUUAAAGGAAGUGCUCUUUAAAGAAGAUGUAUUCAGUUCACACAAACUACACAGAGAGCAACUUGUAGUACCAACAAUAUACAUGUAUGUAUCAUCAGAUCCUAUAGAUUAUCGAAAAGAAUAUAAAGAUAGUUUGAUGUACAGAUAUGUUGAUUUUGACUUGAACUCAAUAAUACUAUUGGACAUUACACUACCUCAUUCUCAACCUGAAGCUACUCUCAGUACAGCUAAUGUAACUGAAGGAAGAAUAAUAAUGAAAAUUAUAUCAAUGAAUGAAGAAAAUAAAAGAAAGAUGCAGGUACAAGUUGAUAAGAGAAUAACAUUAGCUGAAUUGAAGGAGGAGCUAGUUCCACUGAUUGGUGUACCACCUACUGGUUUUAGAAUGUAUAGAAUCAGUGAGUAUGGAGAAUAUGAAAUGACUGGUCUGGAUAAAGCAUUGAUAAAUAUCUUAUCUGGAUCAAAAAUCACAGUAAGACUGGGUAGAGCAUUAGGAAAAGGAGAGUACAUUUUUAAAUUAUAUUUAUUACAACUUAACAAUACAUACUUUUGUAAGUAUAUGAUGGAGUCUAUUUAUGCUAAGGGUACACCAGUGAGAGAAUUUAAGAAACAAAUUAUUGAAGAAGCAAAAGUACAAGGAAUUGACUGUGUCCUUGAACUAGACAAAAUGAGAUUGCGGAAGAAGAGUGAAGUGUACCCUGGUAGAGUAUAUCUUGAUCAUCAGACGAUUGAUACUAUUAAGGAAACAUAUUAUGUGGAACCAUUGAAAGGACCAGAGAAGAUGAAGCAUCAUACACAGAGACAGGUGUAUGUUAUAAGAUGGCAUCCAUCACAUUUUUAUGUUGAUCCAAUAGAAGAAAUUAUACUGGAUAAAGAUAAUAAUGAUCCUAAGCAUGUUAUUGAAAAGCUGUCAGAGUUAAGUGGAGUACCUGCUGAGUAUAUCUAUUUUGCAAAGAGCGAAUCAUUUCCAGUUGAGAUGUCAUGUCUUAAUAUUGAGAAUAAGUUGAAAUGGUAUUCCAUCACUUCAGACACAUACUCAAAACUAUAUAGUGAUGGACGUGUCAUAUAUUACAAAGACAAUAGAGAGACAAUGAAAAAGUUAACAUAUAAAGAGAGAUCAGAAAUACAAGAGGCAGAGGAAGCAAGGUUACAGAAAAUUAGGGAAUACAAAUAUCAAUAUGGAACGUAUUGCUUGGAUUAAUUUUUAAUUUUAAAGUAUUUUUAAUCUUGAUUUUUUAAAAUUAAUGCUACUUUUAAAAUAAUUUUCAAAUGCAUUUUAAUUUUGUGUAGUUUGUUUAAUGUCUCCAUUUCACUUAUUAUUGUUAUUAUUAUUGAGAAUUUUACAAUGCACUAGACUUUACACAA
Amphimedon queenslandica is the source of this 2553-nucleotide messenger RNA. Its product is annotated as ubiquitin carboxyl-terminal hydrolase 47-like. The transcript is spliced from 23 exons. Bases 167 to 2389 code for a protein of 740 amino acids. The record is from RefSeq and is a predicted model, not a curated record. NCBI's taxonomy places the organism in Eukaryota, Metazoa, Porifera, Demospongiae, Haplosclerida, Niphatidae.